Molecule: messenger RNA, 3966 nt
Organism: Venustampulla echinocandica
Lineage: Eukaryota; Fungi; Ascomycota; Leotiomycetes; Helotiales; Pleuroascaceae
Product: ABC multidrug transporter SidT
Exons: 2
Coding region: 1-3966 (1321 amino acids)
Biological process (GO): transmembrane transport
Cellular component (GO): membrane
Molecular function (GO): ATP hydrolysis activity; ABC-type transporter activity; ATP binding
Source: RefSeq, a predicted model, not a curated record
AUGAAUAUCUUCCAGAAACUUGCGGGCUACCCCAGCCUGCUUUUGGCCGGUAAACCUUCAAAAGCCGAUCUGGGCAUGCUAUUGGUGGGCGUACUAUCUGCAAUUGCAUCUGGCGUCCCGUUUCCAUUAAUUGGAAUACUGUUUGGCCAGCUUCUUGACGAUUUCAAUGCAGCAACGUGUGGUUCAUCCGAAACUCCGGACUCGGGAUCCGAGUAUCAAAAAAGCAUCAACGACAAAAUCCUGGUGAUUGUGUAUCUAGCCAUUGCUCAAUUUGUUACGAUCUAUGCCCACCUCUCAUGCUGGAGUCUGACCGGCGCACGGCUGGCGCAGAGAUUACGAGAAAGUUAUCUCCAGAAUUUGCUCCGACAAGAGCCGUCGUACUUCGACAAUCUGCCUCCGGGGGAAGUCGCCUCUCGACUUAAUGGCGACAUCCAGACAAUCCGCUCGGGCACAUCUGAGAAAGUGGGAGUAUGCCUCUCAAGCCUGUCCUUUUUUGUUACAGCGUAUAUCGUAGCUUUCAUCAAGGACUACAAGCUUGCAGCAAUGCUACUCUCGUUAAUUCCGGCAUUUUUCUUGAUGGGGUUCGUUGGAAGCCAUUACAUCGAGAAAUUCUCUGGUCUCAUGUCGGAUUAUACCGCUACUGCUGCAUCAAUUGCUUCGGAAACGCUUUCCAACAUCGUCGUGGUGCAGGCCUUCGGCGCAAACGCACGGCUGGAGAAUAAAUUCUCGAAGGCACUCAAAUCUUCAGAACGUGAAGGCUUGAAGAAGGCUACCGCGGUUGGCAUACAAUCUGGGGUCUUGUAUUUUAUCGCCUAUUCUGCGAAUGGUCUGGCAUUUUGGCAGGCAAGCAAACGUAUUGCAGAAGCAGUGCGUCAAGACUCGCAGGGCGCCACCGUGGGAGCUACGUUUACAGUAAUUUUUAUUCUAGUCGAAGCUACCUUGCUCUUGAGUCAAGUUGCACCGUUUCUCCACCUGUUUAUAGCGGCCAUUGCCUCGUUUCAGAAGUUGCGGGAGGGCAUCGAUCGCGAGCCGCUAAUUGAUGGCACUAUGGCUUUGGGCCUUCGUCUCUCACAGACAGAGGGCGGCUUCGAGUUUAAAAAUGUUUCAUUCACUUAUCCCUCUAGGCCAGAGAUCACCGUUCUUGACCAAAUUAAUCUUAGCAUUCCUUCCAACAAGCAUACUGCCAUUGUCGGACUUUCGGGAAGUGGCAAGUCGACUAUCGCGGGACUGGCCACAAGAUUGUAUGACCCCACGCAAGGACAAAUUCUCUUUGAUGGCCGUGAUCUUCGUGAUCUCAAUACCCAUGACUUGAGGAGUUUUUUAAGUCUGGUGCAGCAGGAGCCGUCUCUCCUCGACCGUUCUCUUUUGGAGAAUAUUGCACAUGGCUUGAUGAAUUCUAGCGAUCCUAGCCACGCACGUUUGAAGAUAGCACUUCUUAGUUCCGGCCUUGCAGAUCUAGCAAGCGAGGUUAGGGAGGGUAAGUCUCUUUUGGCCGCAGCAGAGGAACGGGGCUCGGAAAUCGUUGAAAUUGUUUCGUUGGUCCGAAAGGCUGCGGUGCUUGCAGAUGCAGAUGCCUUCAUUGUCGCUUUGCAAUAUGGAUACGGCACGAUUGUGGGUUCGAGUGGGCGGCUAAUCAGCGGUGGCCAGAAACAACGAGUGUCCCUCGCCAGGGCCCUUGUCAAGGGUCCUGCGGUUCUCAUCUUGGACGAAGCCACGGCUUCUCUAGAUUCAAGAAGUGAACAGCGUAUCCAACAGGCUAUCUCAAACAUUGCUAGCGGUAGAACCAUGAUCACGAUUGCUCAUCGCCUGUCGACGAUCACCAACGCGGACAAUAUCAUUGUUAUGCACAAAGGGCAUAUCGUUGAGGAGGGAAAUCAUUCGGUAUUGAUGGCUAGGAAUGGAGCAUAUGCUGAUCUCGUCAAAUUGCAAACUCUCGGAUCCGGGAUGAAUGAAGCAACAGCCAGCAGAGACAGCGUCAACGAAUCUGAUAGGACCUCUUUGACAGACGCUGAUAUCGAAAAGAACAGUCUAUCAGACGACCGCCUUGCAGCCGCCGAGAAAACCGAGCUCUCAACAUGCAAAGCUACCGUCACCGACUCCGCAGAAGAACAGGAAGAGCCUGAGACCCCUUCCAAAUCUUUGUGGGCUCUAGUUCGAGGGUAUGCGCCAGCCUUGAGGCCACACCUUCUCAUAAUUGUUGUCGCCCUUCUUGGCUCGAGUGUUGUCGGCGGAGCCUUCUCUGGCGAAGCCGUGAUCUUCGGAAAUACCGUUGGAAGUCUAAAUCCCUGUAACGACCCAGCUAGUAUUCGAUCUCGAGGCAACUUCUUUGGGCUUAUGUUCUUCAUACUUGCAAUCAUCGAGUUCUUCGGGAAUCUAAUCAGCUGGUCCGGAUUUGGCUGGGUCUCUGAGAAAAUUGUCUACACAGUGAGGGUCUUAUCAUUUCGGUCACUGUUGGAGCAAGACCUUCAAUGGCAUCAGUCUGAAGGCCGAACACCUGCCCUGCUCCUCUCCUACAUUACUAGAGAUGGCAGUGCCUUGGCUGGCUUGAGCGGCUCCGUUAUUGGGACGUUAUUCUCAAUUACCGUUAACCUUAUCGGAGCAAUUAUUUUGACUCAUAUCAUCGCCUGGAAAAUUGCAUUGGUCUGCCUGUCUUUGGUGCCACUUCUACUUGGAGCUGGCCUUAUGGAGCUUCGAGUGCUCGGUAAAUUCGAAGAACGGCACGAAAAUGCAUAUACCAAGUCGGUCGAUAUUGGCGUAGAAGCAAUCACGUCAAUCAAAACAAUUGCGUCCCUUUCUCUUGAAGAAGAGACAAUGAAGACCUAUCGAAGGUCCUUGAAAGGCCCUCGCAAGGAGACAUUCAAAGUCACCGUACAAGCAAGCCUCUGGCAGGCCAUGACCUACUUCCUUGGCAACCUUGUGAAUGCGCUAGCAUAUUGGUGGGGUGCCAAACAAAUCAUAGCGGGCACCUACACGCAGACACAGUUCCUGAUCGUAGUGUUCUCUCUUCUUGUUAGUGCGCUGCUCUGGAGCCAGAUGUUUGUCUUCGCACCGGAGCUUUCCAGCGCCCGAGCGGCGAUGGCAAGAAUCUUGGGCUUAAUCGAGAUAGGCUCGGACAAAAUGCAAGGAAAUGUGCCUAGUCCUUCGCUCACCGGGUCUUCGAAAGAGAGAGACCUCGAGGCGACAGCUGAAACAAAACCGUCUUAUCCUUCUAGCAACCAGGCUUCGAGCGUACAGCUCCGCGAUGUCCAUUUUUCAUACCCUGCUCGGCCGGACAUAAAAGUGUUAAAUGGCCUGAACAUUGAUAUUCAGCCAGGGAAAUUCUGCGCCCUUUUUGGUCCGAGCGGUGCCGGUAAAUCGACAAUCAUUUCACUGGUCGAACGAUUGUACACGCCAGAAUCUGGAUCCAUCUUGAUUGAUGGCAUUGAUGUGACAAAACACCGAGAUGUGGCUUUCCGCGACACGAUUGCCUUGGUGCCACAAGAAAGUGUGCUCUUUGAGGGAAGUAUCGAGUUCAACAUUGGUAUUGGUGCUAGACCAGGGCACGAAGUGUCCAUAGACGAAAUUAAAGAGGCAUGUAACCUUGCCAAUAUCCACGACACUAUUGAAGCAUUGCCAGAUGGUUACAAUACUCUUUGUGGACCAAAUGGUAGCCAGUUCUCGGGAGGCCAGAAGCAAAGGUUGUCGAUCGCUAGGGCGCUCGUUCGAAAGCCUAAGCUGCUAAUUUUAGACGAAUCAACCAGUGCGUUGGACGCUGAAUCGGAGAAGCUAUUGCAAGAUGGGCUUGAGAAGGCCGCGAAGGGGAUUACUGUCAUUGCAAUUGCUCAUCGUCUACACACGAUAAGAAAGGCAGACACUAUCUUCUUGAUUGAAGCAGGUCAAUGCGUUGAUCGGGGAUCGCAUGAAGAAUUGCUUAAGAGGUCGGAGAGCUAUAGGGCUAACGUCAUGCAUCAAACAGUAGCAGAGUGA